AGAAACAUCUCUUCGUCGCGUGCUUUUCCCGCCCAUUCUGCCAGACCAAAUCUUCGCGCUGUUCUGUUCUCCUUCCGGUAGGUUUUGGCCGCUCAUCUCAACUUCUCCGCUCCAUUCCGAUCCCAUGCUAUGCGUUUUCCGGCGAGUUGCGAAUCUUGAACCGUUCUCAAAGCUUCUUCAUCUGUUCCAGUGAAUCGAACAUAAAAAUGAGUGCUCCUAUGGAGAUUUCUUUGCCAAACCCACCCUCAGAAGCCCAGAUGUCUGAUUCAAACGGCGUCGUCUCCGAGUCAGCCGCUUCUCCUUGUCUGAGUGAAGACAAAAUUCUCGUUUCAGUCGAGGUGUGCUUAAAAUCCUCCAGCACAGCACGAAAUGAAGAUGUCCGGUUGGCAGUUGAGAGAAUGCUCGAGAAAAGAAGUUUAAGCUAUGUUGAUGGGCCCAUUCCAGUGCCGCUCGAUGACUCAUUUCUCAUAGAAAAUGUGCAAGGAAUCCGAAUUUGUGACACAGAUGAUGGUGUGCAAAACCAUGAUAUCCUCUUAUUCUGGCAAGUCAAACCUGUUGUUCAUGUCUUUCAGCUUAGCGAAGAAGGACCCUGCGAGGAACUUGGUGGGGAAGGACAGAUUUCUAGUUUUAAUGAAUGGAUACUUCCUGCCAAGGAAUUUGACGGCAUGUGGGAAAGUUUAAUUUUUGAGUCUGGUCUCAAGCAAAGGCUUCUGAGAUAUGCUGCCAGUGCUUUGUUAUUCACUGAAAAGGGUGUUGAUCCAUUCCUCGUGUCAUGGAAUCGGAUUGUUCUAUUACAUGGACCUCCAGGGACUGGUAAAACCUCUUUAUGCAAAGCACUGGCUCAAAAACUAUCAAUAAGAUAUCUGUCAAGAUAUCCACACAGUGUUCUCAUUGAAGUUAAUGCACAUUCGCUGUUUAGCAAAUGGUUUUCUGAAAGUGGCAAGCUGGUCGCAAAGCUAUUCCAGAAGAUCCAAGAGAUGAUAGAGGAAGAAGACAAUCUGGUAUUUGUUUUGAUUGAUGAAGUGGAAAGCUUAGCUGCUGCUAGAAAGGCUGCUUUGUCCGGUUCAGAACCUUCAGAUUCCAUUAGGGUUGUCAAUGCGCUACUUACACAGAUAGACAAAUUGAAAUCGUCACCAAAUGUGGUGAUUCUGACAACUUCCAAUAUAACAGCAGCUAUUGAUAUUGCAUUUGUUGAUCGAGCAGAUAUCAAAGCAUAUGUUGGUCCACCAACUCUUGAAGCACGUUAUGAAAUUCUAAGAUCCUGCUUGCAAGAGCUUAUACGUACUGGAAUUUUAACGACUCCUGAGGGUUGUGACCACUCUAUGCUUCUUAACUAUGCUGGUUUGAAAGAGAAAAUAAGCAUUCCAGAGACCGAUAAGGUUGACGUACCACUUCACAUCUGCAAACGAUUGCUUGAGGUUGCUGAGGGAUGCGAGGGUUCUAGCGGACGCUUUUUAAGAAAGCUCCCAUUUUUAGCUCAUGCGACUCUUGCAAAUCCAUGUACUGGUGAUCCUUUAAAGUUCUUGUUCGGAAUGUUGGAAACGGCAAGAAGAGAUCGAACAGAGUUACCCGAAUGAACAUAAAAAACCAAUGCCUCUUGCUUUCAACAGUCCAAGGACGAAACCAACGAACAUGAACAUCUUUGCUGCAAUGGAGAGGCCACAGAGGGUUCCCUUGCAGUCUUUUGAAAUGGGGAGCUUUCUUUUGGAGGUUCCCAUGGCCGUGGUUCGAAUAUUUAGACGUCCUUGUAAGCAAAGUAUUAUAAGAUAGGAGGAGGAGACUCUCAUCCUUUGCAAAGGGGAAUCCAGCAUCCUGGUCCGAUUCAUCAAAGAGUUCUUUCAUUUGUCAUCUUCAAACAUGCACAAUUGAGCUUCUCUUUCUCUCUUUCUUCCUCUUUUUCUCUCUAUCAAUCUAUUGUCAGAUCUGUAGUAGAAUAUAUAGCUAGCUAUGUUAUUCGCAAGUCAUGUUUUGUUUAUAUCAGAAAUAUAAUGGUAUUGAGUGUAAUUUCUGUCUGCAUGCAUAUGUCUACAUCUGCAGCUGAUUGAUGUAAUAAAAGUUUCCUCCAAUUCUCGGUUUUCCUAA
Molecule: messenger RNA, 2082 nt
Organism: Momordica charantia (bitter melon)
Lineage: Eukaryota; Viridiplantae; Streptophyta; Magnoliopsida; Cucurbitales; Cucurbitaceae
Product: pachytene checkpoint-like protein
Biological process (GO): reciprocal meiotic recombination; meiotic recombination checkpoint signaling
Cellular component (GO): chromosome; nucleus
Molecular function (GO): ATP hydrolysis activity; ATP binding
Source: RefSeq, a predicted model, not a curated record